Messenger RNA from Caenorhabditis angaria, 1695 nucleotides. The record is from the annotation of a GenBank genome assembly. NCBI's taxonomy places the organism in Eukaryota, Metazoa, Nematoda, Chromadorea, Rhabditida, Rhabditidae.
AUGGAUGAAAACGAGACAAUUUGUGAGUAUUUUCAUUCAACAGAAGCAGUCACGGCACUUUGGGUUGAUGUAAGUUGUUUUUAAUUGAAUUUUGUAAUUAGCUCAAAUUUUUGCAGGGUCCCCUCACGUGUUUUAGCGCUCUUAUUUCAACAAUUGGAACUGGUUACGCAAUCAGAUUUUUACGUGAAACUCGAUUAAAUGAAAAUAUGGCAGCCGCAUUAUAUUCGCUUUGUGUUGUUGAUUUUUUGGUGAUGAUGACUCAAGUGUUAUUUUUGAGUGUUGAAGCAACAAGCAUUUUAUUCACAGGUGCCAAUUUAAUGUAUAAUAAACAAAAUUGGAUAUUGGUUUUAUAUGGAAUGAGAAAUAGUUUGGUUAUGUGCUCAACAAUGUUAGUUAUUUAUAUAACUUAUAUUCGAUUUCGUGUUGUCACACAUCCAUUGAAAUUUGCGUCGAGUUAUAAUCGAUCUCGACGUUGCAAAUCAGUGUCCAAACUUGGCAAUCAAAAUUCUUCUGAUAUAUCAAAAUGUUCACUUUCCUAUCCAUCAGAAGUCAACUAUGAUUAUCAAAUUAUGUCAACAAAAUCACACUACUCUAUAAAUUUUCGAAAAUCCGUGAAACCUUUUGGAAUUCCAGUUCUUAUUAUAAUAGGAUGUUUUCUCUUCCAUAGUACCUGUUAUAUGGAAUUUACAUUGAUUGAUUGCUACGAUGUUGUGCAUUCAGAAUGGUCUAUGAAAUUAUAUGCAACUACACUUAAAUUGAAUGAUGUGGUUAGUUUUAUGAAGUUUUUUGAGACAGCGCCGUUUUUGGCGCAGGUGUCUAAAUUAAUAAAAACGUAGAACAUAAAUCAGAAUAUAACUUCGUUAUCACUAAAAAGUAAAUAAUAACCUAAUGUUUCUUUUUUUCAGUAUCAAAAAACAAAAGCGGCAUUCACAUCAUUGACUGAAACAAUUGGACCAAUGGUUGUAAUCGCUGGUCUCUCACUUUUCACUGAAUAUCGAAUUCACGUAAAUGUUCAAAUGAGAAAACAAUUAUUCGAAAGUCAGCAAAGAAAUCGAGAAUCUGAUGAUUUGAAGGAUAAAGUUUCAAAAGCUUUGGCUGUUUUCAUUGUCAUCAAAUUUCUCAUAUUCCGAUCGUUGCCAACAUUCAUUGAUUGUUAUGCUCUUCGAGUUCCUCCUGAUGAAUUUGGACCAUUUAUGUCUGCACUAACAAGAACUUCGGAUUUUUUAGUGGUUUCGAAUUCGGCGACAAAUACCUUUGCGUAUUUUGGAAAGGAUUCGUUUGAAAAGUGAGUGAGCUUUGAGCGUUCAAAAAAUUAUGAAAAAAAAACAUUUUUAUUGAACAUUUGAGAAAUUUCAAAAAAUUCUUUAAGAAGGUUUUUUGUGUGAAAUUUGUUUACUGGCCAAAGUUCGAAGAAAAAAUGAUUUUCAAUUUCAAUGUUGAUAUUAAAAGGUCAAACUUUGUCAGAAACUGAAAUUUCUCGAAAAUGUCAUUUUUGAGAAAAAAUUACCCAAACCAAAACUUUAAUCUUUGAUAACAUCACAGACUCAUGUCUCAAAAAUAAUACCAACCAUUUCCCAAUUCACCUGCUCCUGAAUUCAUAAACUUUCAAACUUUUCCAGAUGCUUCCAAUGGUUCGAAGUGCGUUUUUGUACACAUAUCUGGCCGCCUCCAAAAGAUGAACCGGUUCUAGUUUGA